Messenger RNA from Torulaspora globosa, 1245 nucleotides. It is a transcript of the gene MRI1, whose product is annotated as S-methyl-5-thioribose-1-phosphate isomerase MRI1. The record is from RefSeq and is a predicted model, not a curated record. NCBI's taxonomy places the organism in Eukaryota, Fungi, Ascomycota, Saccharomycetes, Saccharomycetales, Saccharomycetaceae. The transcript has a single exon. Bases 1 to 1245 code for a protein of 414 amino acids. Gene Ontology annotation, molecular function: S-methyl-5-thioribose-1-phosphate isomerase activity.
AUGUCUCUGCAAGCCAUCAAAUUCGACAGAAGCAGGCCCGAUGCCGUUGAUGUGAAGGUUCUGGAUCAACUACUGCUUCCCUACACUACCAAGUAUAUUCCUAUCCGCACUAUCGAUGAUGGUUAUUCCGUGAUAAAGACUAUGCAGGUCAGAGGCGCACCGGCGAUCGCCAUUGUGGGAACCCUGUCUGUUUUGACCGAGGUGCAGCUCCUGCAGUUGGAGAGUUUCGCUCGGAAUCAAUGGUUCUAUGAUCUGAGUAAUUGGGAAGCCGUGCGUUGUAAGCUUCUGGAGCGGAUCACAUUCCUCUUGAGUAGCAGACCAACUGCCGUCAACCUUUACAACUCCGUUAAAGAUAUUCGUCAGAUCGUCAGCCGUUCGCCAGAUAUCAAGGUGCUAGGCCGUGAACUGUUCAGGUACAGCUGCCAGCUCAUCGACCAAGAUCUGGCAAAUAACAUGAAGAUGGGCGAUAAUGGAGCUUCUUUUUUAUUAGAAGGUCUGCAAAAGGACGGCUUUGAAGAAGAUUUUGCAGUGCUGACCAUCUGUAACACUGGCUCGCUAGCCACCUCGGGCUACGGAACUGCCCUGGGUGUCAUUCGCUCUCUGUGGGAGAAAUCUCAACAAGCCUCGCCAUCCAGUAGUGCCAAUAAAAAAGCCAGGGUGUCACCACGCACUCCCAGAUUGAAGCACGUAUUCCCACUGGAGACUAGGCCAUAUAACCAGGGCUCACGGUUGACUGCGUACGAACUUGUCCACGAUAAAAUUCCCACCACUUUGAUCACGGACAGCUCCAUUGCGUACAGAAUCAAGACAAGUCCAUUGCCCGUCAAGGCGGCAUUUGUGGGUGCCGAUAGGAUCGUUCGCAAUGGCGAUACUGCCAACAAGAUUGGUACCUAUCAGCUGGCCAUCGUCUGCAAACAGUUCGGCGUCAAGUUCUUCGUGGUGGCUCCCAAGACUACUAUCGAUAAUGUGACUGAAACCGGCGAUGGCAUAAUCGUAGAGCAAAGAAAACCCAAUGAAUUCAGGCUCGUCACGGGUACUGCAAUUGAUGGAAACAGCGAGCAGCCUAUUCUAUCUGCGACGUCUGAACCGCAAUCUGCCAAGGUUGGAAUAGCACCACCAAAUGUCGAUGUUUGGAAUCCUGCCUUCGAUGUCACCCCACAUGAGCUCAUCGACGGCAUUGUUACUGAGGAAGGAGUUUUUACCAAGGGCAACGAUGGAAAAUUCCAUCUGGACCAGUUAUUUUGA